CCGCGGAAGGAGCGAGAAAGGCAAGUCGGGCCUGCACGCCUCUUCCGCCCAAGGCCCGGAAGGGUGAUGUGGCUGGGGUUUCGCCGGCCUCACCAUGUCUGCCAUUUUCAAUUUUCAGAGUCUGUUGACUGUAAUCUUGCUGCUUAUAUGUACCUGUGCUUAUAUCCGAUCCUUGGCACCCAGCCUCCUGGACAGGAAUAAAACUGGGUUGUUGGGUAUAUUUUGGAAGUGUGCCAGAAUUGGUGAACGGAAGAGUCCUUAUGUUGCGGUAUGCUGUAUUGUGAUGGCCUUCAGCAUCCUCUUCAUACAGUAGCUUGGAAAAAUGCCAGAAUUCAGUUGCAAUCAGAUUUAAAUAUGAAAAAAAAGGGACUUAUCUGCAGAAAAUAAUGGAAAGAAUGGUUAACCCUUUUAUCUUUGAACAUUGAAUGAGAUAAAUUUUCAGCUGCUGUUCUCUAUUUUUGUUAUUGGACCAAUGUUCUAUAAAUUAGGAUGUAACCAUUUAAUACGCAGAGCUUAAAUAUGUCUGUAACAAUCAACCUCAGUACUGUCACUACAAUAUUACAUUCUGCAUAUGUCAUUCUAUUAUGUCAGAUACCAGUUUUUAGUGAGGUAUCUUUAAGGCACAUAGGAGAAAACAAAACUGGUAAAUUACUUAAGUUCCUUUCACCGUGAUUUGGAAACGAUAAAUCUUUAUAGAAUGAGACUUUUUGAACUAGCUUUUUUAUUGAAAAAAAAAAAAAAAGGUUCAAUUCGUGUUGGUAAGGACUGCAUUCAUAUUUAAUAAUGCUUGCUUUUUCCUCUGGCCACAUCAUUUUGAGCAUUAACCAGAGUACCUCUACUGUUAGCAAACUGUAGUUUAUUACAGGUAUUUAAACUAUUUAAAACAAGCCUAUGCAGUUCUUAAGGAGGAAGAUAAAUGAGAAGUGACUUAAGAGUGCAAUUGAGAAAAUGUUCCUAUUUAACAUAAAAGAAUUCAGAAUACCUGACUGGUGUUAUCGUCUCUGAAACCUCUGGUUAAGUAUGGAUAAAUGUCUUAAGCAUAAAUUUGACCAGCUAACUGUUGUUUUUGGAAUAAGACUACAUGCUUAGAGUAAAAAAGAGCUAAACGGAAUGAUAAUCUUACACACGUUUUUCUUUCUUUUUAGUGUUAGGUCUCUACAUUUUAAUUACCCCAAAAUGCAAACUGUGUUUUUGUUUUUUAAUACAGCACUUUAAAUCUAGUUUAUGUUUUGCCUAUCAACUUGAACUGGAAUCUUGUGUAACUUACUACAUGAUAAACGUUUUCACAUCUACUUACCAUAUGCCAUGGCAUAAAUGUCUUUGAGCUUUGAUGAUAAAGGAGGACCUUCAGUAAUUUUCAUUGAGGCAAGAGGAACAUUGGAAAUGUGACAUAAAUUUUGUAGUAGAGCAGUUAUUACACAUUUAUGGUUAACAUUUCAAAAUUCAGUUAAAGUUUCAAAGCAAAGGAGAACUUCUUAACUAAAAAUUGCCCAUUAUACAUAGUAUUAAUUAGAUAUUGUUGUCGGCUGUUAAUUCCCCAUAAAGAUAAAAAGAAUAAACUUUUUUUUUUAAGAAAAA
Delphinapterus leucas (beluga whale) is the source of this 1578-nucleotide messenger RNA. It is a transcript of the gene TMEM167A, whose product is annotated as transmembrane protein 167A. NCBI's taxonomy places the organism in Eukaryota, Metazoa, Chordata, Mammalia, Artiodactyla, Monodontidae. The record is from RefSeq and is a predicted model, not a curated record.